This is a messenger RNA of Lotus japonicus, 1056 nucleotides long. RefSeq lists its product as uncharacterized. The transcript has a single exon. Lineage: Eukaryota; Viridiplantae; Streptophyta; Magnoliopsida; Fabales; Fabaceae. The record is from RefSeq and is a predicted model, not a curated record. The coding region runs from base 1 to 1056 and encodes 351 amino acids.
AUGAAGAAUCUUGUUCUGGAGACGUAUAGUGGAAAGACUGAUCCGAAGGAUCAUCUGCUUUAUUUCAACACAAAAAUGGUGAUAAGUGCACCUUCUGAUGCAGUGAAGUGCAAGAUGUUCCCGUCAACAUUCAAAGGCACGGUGAUGGAUUGGUUCACAACUUUGCCCCGUGGAUCCAUUACGAACUUUCAUGAUUUCUCGUCGAAGUUCCUUGUUCAGCUUUCCGCAAGCAAGAUCAAGCAGGUUACGAUAGACGAUCUGUACAACGUUCGCCAGUCAGAAGGUGAAACUCUAAAGCAGUAUGUGAGGCGGUACAGUGCGACAUCUGUUAGGAGUGAGGAGUCGGAACCGCAAGCCUAUGCGCGCGCAUUCAAAAAUGGCUUACAGCCGGGAAAGCUGAACAGCAAGUUAAGUCGGAAGCUAGCUCGUUCGAUGGCGGAAGUCCGCGCUCGGGCAAACACUUACAUCCUGGCUGAGGAGGACGACGCGUUCAAAAGGAGGCGCGCAAGGGCAGAGAAAGAUGGCAGUCAAAAUGAAAUAUCGCCGGCAAACAGGCAAGGUCGGGAGAAAGGAGAAAGCAGCAAGCGAAGGGAUAAGAAAACAAAGCCAUCGGAGAAGCUUGCGAAGGAACAACUCUAUCCAAAACAGGAAAGUUUUGAACGUCGGCGCCCGUGGCAUCAGGCCGACUCUCGCCGGCAAGAGGAGUCAGGCAAACGUCUGAGCACACAUUUGACAGAACUACUCCGGGAAGUAAAGGCAACGCAUGCAGCCGAAGAAGGCGAGAGGGAAGUUAACCCGCCGCGGGUUGUAGUAGACAAAACCAAGUGGUGCGAGUAUCAUCGCUCGGCGGGCCACGACACCGAAGACUGCUUUACGUUGAAAAAUGAGAUUGAGAGGCUGAUCAGGGAGGGACGCUCACAAUUGAAUGAUCGCGGCGAUCGCUGGCAAGGCGACCGCCAACAAGAGAAUCGCUACAAGGGAAACUGCCAGCAGGAUGGUCGCAGGCGGGAUGGCCGUCGUCAGACACCAACGGCGGACAGAAGGAGACACUGGUGA